UUGGGGAUACGGGCGUAAGCAAUCCUGCUUCAUCGCUUUAAAAAACCGCUUAUAAAUAAGCAGACCCGAGUUGACGUCUCACCGGACCGAACUUGUUCAUAAAUCCCCCCCAAAAUGUACGCCUGUGCAAAGUUCGUCUCCACGCCUGCUCUGGUCCGCGCUGGCUCCCGGGCACUCUACCGGCCCCUUUCUGCGUCUGUGGUGUCACGGCCAGAGGUCAGAACGGGAGAGGCCAGUGUGGCUCCCCUGCCUCAGAGCCCCUUCUCCCAGGUAGCGCUUAGAGGCUUCCAGACCAGCGCUGUUAGCAGGGACAUUGACACAGCCGCCAAGUUCAUCGGUGCUGGUGCCGCCACAGUCGGAGUGGCUGGGUCCGGUGCCGGAAUCGGAACGGUGUUCGGCAGCCUCAUCAUUGGAUAUGCCAGGAACCCUUCUCUGAAGCAGCAGCUCUUCUCCUACGCCAUCCUUGGAUUUGCCCUGUCUGAAGCCAUGGGACUCUUCUGUUUGAUGGUUGCUUUCUUAAUCCUGUUUGCCAUGUAAAAGUGUAUAUGGUAACGGUCCCAGACUGCAUAUGUAGGAAACUACAUUUUACAGUGGCUACCAAGAAUGUUCUGUGUUGGUAUAAAGAAAAUGUACCUUUUCCAAGUCUUGAUCAUUGUCAACAAAUAACACAGAUUGUAAAAAAAAAAAUGUACCCAAAUACAAAAUUAAACCCAUAUUUGACUAUUUAAGAAGCACCUGUAUGGUUUGUAAUGUGAAGAUCAUUUCUUACAGAUCUGCUUCAGAACUGAAUUGAGCUUUCAGAUGCUUCAGCAAUAGUCUAUCAAAUUGUGGCUUACUUUUGGGGAAGACUCAGUAUGUUGGGAAGCAUUUCACAUGUACUUGGACUCGACGUUUUAUCUGUUUGAGUCAUGGCAUUAUGUCAGUAAGCAGAAAUUACGUUAGGGUUACUGAGUGCAAUAUUUUGCUUUUGUGAACCAUGAAUAAAGGUAGAUGUCCAUAAACUAA
This is a messenger RNA of Brienomyrus brachyistius, 1005 nucleotides long. It is a transcript of the gene atp5mc3a, whose product is annotated as ATP synthase membrane subunit c locus 3a. Lineage: Eukaryota; Metazoa; Chordata; Actinopteri; Osteoglossiformes; Mormyridae. Gene Ontology annotation, biological process: proton motive force-driven ATP synthesis; proton transmembrane transport. The transcript is spliced from 5 exons. Gene Ontology annotation, molecular function: proton transmembrane transporter activity. The record is from RefSeq and is a predicted model, not a curated record. The coding region runs from base 115 to 537 and encodes 140 amino acids.